Messenger RNA from Solanum verrucosum, 1570 nucleotides. RefSeq names its product dnaJ protein ERDJ3B. NCBI's taxonomy places the organism in Eukaryota, Viridiplantae, Streptophyta, Magnoliopsida, Solanales, Solanaceae. The record is from RefSeq and is a predicted model, not a curated record. Bases 217 to 1254 code for a protein of 345 amino acids. The transcript has 10 exons. Gene Ontology annotation, biological process: protein folding.
UCGUUUUGUUCAAUAUUCAAACGUCCGCCCCGUUCCGCGGUUCAAUAUUCUUUAAGCUUUUGCCGUAAAAUGAACACAAAUUCAUAUUCAUAAAUUCUGCGCAAAUUCUAGAUUGUUCUAGUAGAUCCAGUUAACGAAAACCCGAAGCUAUCGAUUCAAUCACUCUGGUUGUGAGAAAUAAUUUUUGAUUCCUUAGAUCUGUGUGCCUAACGAGUUAUGGCGCAUAGAAGAUCAAAGUUGCUCAUCUUGUUGUGUUGUUUAUCGUACACUUUGUCAAUUGCCAUUGCUGCGAAGAGUUACUAUGAUAUUUUGCAAAUUCCAAAAGGUGCUUCGGAUGAACAGAUCAAACGAGCUUAUAGGAAGCUUGCGUUGAAGUAUCACCCUGAUAAGAAUCAGGGAAAUGAAGAGGCUAAUAAGAAAUUUGCUGAAAUCAGUAAUGCUUAUGAAGUGAUUUCGGACAGUGAAAAGAGGAAUAUAUAUGAUCGCUAUGGGGAAGAGGGUCUUAAACAACAUGCUGCUAGCGGGGGCAGAGGUGGUGGAAUGAACAUGCAAGACGUAUUUAGCCAGUUUUUCGGCGGGGGCUCAAUGGAGGAGGAGGAAGAGAAGAUUGUGAAAGGUGAUGAUGUCAUUGUUGAUUUGGAUGCUACAUUGGAAGACUUAUACAUGGGGGGCUCCUUGAAGGUUUGGAGGGAGAAAAACGUUUUAAAGCCGGCCCCUGGUAAGAGGAAGUGCAAUUGCCGAAAUGAGGUUUAUCAUCGACAAAUUGGUCCAGGAAUGUAUCAGCAGAUGACUGAACAGGUCUGUGACAAAUGCCCCAACGUGAAGUUUGAAAGGGAGGGGUACCAUAUUACUGUGGAUAUUGAGAAAGGAAUGCAAGAUGGUCAGGAAGUGGUCUUUUAUGAGGAUGGUGAGCCUAAGAUAGAUGGUGAACCUGGAGACCUGAAGUUCCGCAUCCGCACAGCUCCUCAUGAGCAGUUCACAAGAGAAGUAAACGACCUUCGCACCACUGUUACUAUAACUCUGGUGCAAGCUCUGGUUGGUUUCGAGAAGACCAUUAAACAUCUCGAUGAUCAUCUGGUGGACAUUAGUUCAAAGGGAAUCACUAAACCUAAAGAAGUGAGGAAGUUUAAAGGUGAAGGGAUGCCGCUACAUUACAGUAACAAGAAGGGUGAUUUAUACGUUAAAUUUGAGGUUCUUUUCCCCACGUCAUUGACGGAGGACCAAAAGAAACAGAUCAAGGAGGUUCUUGGUUAGGAUACAGUAUAUUAUUUGGUCCCAAGUAAUGAAUUCUGGGCAUCUGCUUUGAAGGUGCAUUGUGCGUCUGACUUGGUAUAAUCUUCCAGGCAUCUGCGUUCUUAUUUUCAAGGCCCUUGUACCAAAUUCAUGUUUCCUUUUUCUCUAUUUUUGGGUGGAGGUGCUCAUUUGAAUUAUAGAGUAGAACCCAUUUUACAUGUAUUGAACAAUGAUUUAUAGAGUAGAUGGAAAUAUGUACAUUACAAGGCCCAGUGAUUCACAUAUAUUUGGAUGACUGAGUAGCGUAUUAGCUGCUGCUCUAUUUUGAGAUGGUUUA